This is a messenger RNA of Suncus etruscus (white-toothed pygmy shrew), 1990 nucleotides long. RefSeq names its product A-kinase anchoring protein 7 (gene AKAP7). Gene Ontology annotation, cellular component: cytosol. Gene Ontology annotation, molecular function: protein kinase A regulatory subunit binding. Bases 2 to 1018 code for a protein of 338 amino acids. The transcript has 7 exons. NCBI's taxonomy places the organism in Eukaryota, Metazoa, Chordata, Mammalia, Eulipotyphla, Soricidae. The record is from RefSeq and is a predicted model, not a curated record.
AAUGGAUUCCAGUGAUUGUGAAAAUGUGUACAGAGAUGAGAAAAUGUCAGAAGACUUUGAAUCUGAUACUGUGAAUUCUCUGGUAGAUAUACCAUUUGCAAGUACAAAGAUUAAAGAUGAUUGUGGAUCCACUAAUCUACAGAAAAUAAAAUCAGAGGGAAGUGAAUACAAUGAAUAUAUCAGUAAAGAUAAAGUAAGGAAGAAAAAGAAAAAGAAUUAUCAACCAAACUAUUUUCUAUCUAUUCGAAUCACCAAUAAAGAGAUUACAAGAAGAAUAAAGAGUCUACAAAAUGAAAUAAUUCAAAAAGAUAAGCGCCUGGCCAAAACAAUGAGCCAUGAUGGUUCUUUUCAUAUUACCCUACUAGUGAUGCAGUUAUUAAAUGAAGAUGAAAUAAACAUUGGUAUUGAUGCUCUUUUGGAAUUAAAACCCUUCAUAGAAGAAAUCCUCCAAGGAAAGCAUUUGACUUUGCCUUUUCAGGGGAUUGGCACUUUUGGAGGUCAGGUUGGAUUUGUGAAGCUGGCAGAAGGAGAUCACAUGCACACACUUCUGGAAAUAGAAGAGGUUGCCAAAAAGACAUUUCAAGUAAAAGGGAUUUUGGCAGGAGAAAACAGAAGUUACAAGCCUCAUUUGACCUUCAUGAAAUUGUCUAGAGCACCAUAUCUUCGAAAGAGGGGAGUGAAAAAAAUAGACGUCGCAUUCUUUGAAAAAUUCGUCGAUCACAAAUUUGGAGACGAAAGGGUGUUUUGCAUAGAUCUUUGUUCCAUGGAGAAAGAAAAGCAAAGUGAUGGUUAUUAUCACUGUGAGUCUUCGAUUAUGAUUGGUAAUAAGAGUGGAGGUGAGCCCGAUGAUGCUGAGCUGGUAAGGCUCAGUAGGAGGCUGGUGGAGAAUGCAGUGGUCAAGGCUGUCCAACAGUAUCUGGAAGAAACACAGAACAAAAACAAGCCAGGGGAUGGGAACUCUGUGAAAACUGAAGUGACUGAUAAAAAUGGUACUGACAUUGACAACAACAGGAAAUGAAUACAGGCAGAGAAGCUCCCUGCUCCUUUGGCUGAAUCAAGGAACUAACUUGGCUAUUUAAUCUGUGGAGAUUUGCACUUCUGAACACAAUGGAACCGAAGUGGAGCUGAAUGGAGCAGAGAAAAUUAACCAAUGAAACAAGAAAGACCUAAGAUCACUCACCAUCAGCCAUGACUGACAGGGAGGAGAUAGUGGGUUAAGCCUCAGGCACUCAGAUUCAAAAACACAAAAGGGGCCUUGCCAUAAAUGGAAUACUGCCAUUUAUAUUGUUUAGCUGGGCAUUUGACUACUUUUCUCACACACACACACACACACACACACACACACACACACACACACACACACACACACACACACACAUUAAAAAGUGCGAAGUUUAAAAUAAUUUUGAUUGAAAUUGUUGUCCUUAAAAUUAAUCUAUAAUGCUUCAUGUUUCUCCAUUAUGAUGUCAUUAUGCAGUGGUUUUUUUAAUUCAUAGUAAAUUUGUUUUAUGUAAAUUAUAUAUUUUUGGCAAAAUGUAACCUUUUUUAUCAAAUGGGCAACAUUUUAAAAGUUUUUUCAAAUCCUCUUUUGAUAAGUCAGUGUGUCAUAUUAAUGUUUUUCAUUAGCCUUUGUAUGUUAUAUAUAUGAUUUUUUUUCUGUAGGAAAGAAACCUGGAUUCCGGGACUUAAUUAAAGAAACUUUGCAUCAAGAAAGAAUGGUUCUGAAGUCCAAAGUAAAACAGAUAAGGGAACUUUUGUUAAAUCCUGAAACUCAGGCCAAAAUUAGGAGGGAGCUCUUUGAAGGAAGAUCCAUUCACUACAGUAAUCAAGAAAAUGCUGUUGAUUUCAGUAGUCCUUUGCCAUAACCAACAUUGUUACCAUGGUACUAAAUACCAUGUUUGAAAUCUUUUAAGUACAAUGUUUAUGAAAUCUAUGAAGUUUAUGAAACUUUUCAGCUUAUUAAAUAGCUCUUUGGUAACGUCCAAAGAAA